This is a messenger RNA of Haliotis rubra (blacklip abalone), 1857 nucleotides long. Its product is annotated as toll-like receptor 8. NCBI's taxonomy places the organism in Eukaryota, Metazoa, Mollusca, Gastropoda, Lepetellida, Haliotidae. Gene Ontology annotation, cellular component: membrane. Gene Ontology annotation, molecular function: protein binding; transmembrane signaling receptor activity. The record is from RefSeq and is a predicted model, not a curated record. Gene Ontology annotation, biological process: immune response; toll-like receptor signaling pathway.
UGUCAGGCUGACCAAACCAACUCGUUUAAAUGUUUACCCCGAAACCUGAAAUCAAGAUUCAGUACACUCCAGCUCUGCUGGUUUCACCAGGCUAGAGGAUUUACAUUCAAUGAAACAGUCAUAGAAGACGUCGAAAUAUCUGGAUCCUUCAGACGCACCCUGGCAGCGUCGUCUUUGUGAGACCGAUUUCUUAUAUCAAUAUUCCCUCUUCAUCACAUUGAAUGAAGAUUCUGAUGACCUAAGAAGACCUGCACAGUGUUAAGGUUGUGUUGAAAGACGUCAGAUUGCACCGAAAGAGAAGUGAAACUAACAAAGAAUAUCACAAUGCUCUCACAAAGAUAUUUCAGAUUUUGGACAAUGGUUACAGUUACUUGGUCAUUGAUUGACGUUGUUGCUCUUACAAACUUCUUUCCCCUUGAUAUUCCUCCCUCUCCUGUGUUCAGCGGAAAUACGAACAUGCCAGAUCAAUGGAAGUCCAUGUGCAAGACCAGAAGCGACAAGACUAACAUAUCAUAUAUCUCCAUAUAUUGCCACGUAAAUGAAGAGGAUGUAUGGGACUUGAAUCACUUCCGGAACUGGUCAGUUGUGUUAGAUAAUGACACCCUUGUGUCCCUCGAUAUAGUCUGUGAGGCUGGAGCACGGAUCUGUCUACCCUGGCCGUACAGAGCUUUACACCUGCACACGCUGAAGGUCAACAGGUGCACGAACACAUGCUACUACUCGGACUUCAGUCGACCGGAAGUGUUAGAUAUCCCAGACUCACUGAGGAUAUUUGAAGGUUAUGAUGUGACAGAGGAGAAGAAAUUGCUAGAUAUCUUGUCCAUUGACAUAAAGAGUUUACCGGCUCCAAUGGUGUGUGUUCCAAUGCACCUGGACGUCUUUAUCUAUAGAAACAGGCGGCUUAAAAUCCUAUUUGACGAGGAUAGAGAAGAUUACCCAGAUCUUUUGGACCUGAAUAUCACUGACACGAUCACGAAGAACAUACACGAUAUGGAUGAUCUUGACUACGUAUGCAACUAUGAAAAUUUGAGAGUGUUUGAUAAAAGUCAACGGAUUCAAGCUUCGUCCACCCUUAUCUAUUCAAGUGUAGUCAACUCACGAUUCCCUGAACUUCGAAUACUAAACUUCUCAGAUACAGAGUUGCAGGUAUUCCCCCCAAUUCUUUCAGUCUGGAGGCGUCGCUUCGACAAACUGCAGAUUUUGGACCUUUCUCAUAAUAACAUAUCCCGGUUUGAAUUAAGAGACGCAAGCCUUCUCUCCCAAGAUGUUGGUAUGGUAGAUCUCAGGUUUAAUGACAUUCAUACAAUUGGUGAAAAUGAAAUUGAAUCUUUUUCAAAAGUUGACGGAGUUGUGAUUAACGUGAGAGACAAUCCAUUUCGGUGUGACUGCGCCAUGGGAAACUUCAGCGUAUAUCUUCAGAGGUAUGGUAGUCCAACUGAAUGUGGUUUAAACAAGGACUAUGCAUACCUCUGGGACUUAAAAUGUGUCACACCAAACAGGUUUCGAGGGAGAAAGAUCGUCGAGUUCACACGAAAGAUGUUAUGUUCCAGUGAUAUGACAGCCUACAUUUCUCAGAUAGCAGCUAUUUGUGUAAUUGUGAUCAUGUUCUUGAUCUUCGUGAUACUUUGUGUUAGAUAUAGAAAGGAAAUACAAAUCCUGACUUUCACACGCUGCAACAUCCUAGAGAAGAAGAAACAUCUCCCGUGUCAGACAUUUGAUGAAGCACGUAGCGAUAACAUCUCUGACAAGCUGUUUUGGGAUAGAAAGUACGACGCAUUUGUGGCCUACAGUCAUAUGGAUUCAGAGUGGGUCGUGCAAACUCUCCUCCCUCGACUGGAGAGCGGUGCAAAUAUCUGA